Messenger RNA from Ostertagia ostertagi, 354 nucleotides. The record is from the annotation of a GenBank genome assembly. NCBI's taxonomy places the organism in Eukaryota, Metazoa, Nematoda, Chromadorea, Rhabditida, Trichostrongylidae.
AUGACUUGUCAUGCUUGUGUGAACAACAUUCAAGACACAAUGCGAACUCGGCCAGGCAUUCACUCAUGCAAGGUUUCACUUGAUGACGCCGAAGGUGUUGUCGUCUUUGAUCCUAUACUUUGGACUGGAAUGAGUGUGGCUGAGAGUAUCGACGAUAUGGGUUUCGAAGCGAAACUAAAGUACACUCGGGAAGGGGACGAAAUCUCCGUAGCGGCCAAUUCCGCUCCUAGAAAAGCCAUUAUAUCCAUCAAGGGAAUGGUGUGUCAUGCUUGCGUGAACAACAUCCAGGACACAACUUCGAAGCGGGAUGGAGUUCUUUCUGUGGUGGUCUCACUCGAGGAUGAAAAAGGUAUU